Molecule: messenger RNA, 582 nt
Organism: Plenodomus lingam JN3
Lineage: Eukaryota; Fungi; Ascomycota; Dothideomycetes; Pleosporales; Leptosphaeriaceae
Source: RefSeq, a predicted model, not a curated record
AUGAAGUACUCUGCUGUUCUCCUCUUCGCCGUCGGCGCUUUCGCCACUCCCCAGGACCCGACCGUCACCAACGCUCCUGCAAGCCCCAGCCCGCCCUCCGGUCUCACUGGCCCCGUUAGCUGCGCCCUUGCAUGCGACGCUGGUGAUGUCAACUGCCAGGCUGCCUGCUUGGGCAAUGCCCGUCCCAACGCCAGCCAGGCCAUCGCGACCAACGAGUGUGCGGCCAGAUGCGACCAGGGCGAUGGCACGCCUGCUGCCACCGAUGCUUACGCAAAGUGUGUCAGUGACUGCAUCAGCAACCUCUUCCCCAGCAGCCAGACGGGCGUCCUCCCCAAUGUCGGCCCUGCUCCCGUGGCACCUACUUCGACUGCGAGCGCCGCUGGUUCGCCUGGCAGCGGCCCUGUCGCCACCGCCUCUGAGAAGCCUACCGGCGCCUCUGGUUCCUCUCCCUCUCCCUCCGGUGCUGGUGCCUCUGGCUCCGCUGCCACCGCCACCCCUGAGGCCACUGGUGCGGCAGACAAGAACUCUGCUCGCAUCGCUGGUGCCGGUCUUGCCGGUCUCCUUGCUCUCUUCGCUUUGUAA